AGUCGGUGGGGGUGUCUCAACAUCUGACCAACACCGUCUUCGUGGACAGGGCGCUGAUCGUCGUCCCUUUUGCCGAAGUGGAGAAGGCAAAAGCAGAGCCCCCUCCUUGAUGGCUGAAAGUGGUCCUCUGCCUGCCAACAGGGGAUUGUAGACAUUUACAAAAGGCCAGCAAGCGUUCAAGCAGCCCCCCCAGACCCUUCUCUUUCUCUUUUUUCCUGUGUCUUUUCUUCUCUCUUUCUCUCUCAUUUUCUCUUCUCUAGGGUAUUUUAGUUUACAUUUAAUGCGGUAGCAUAGAUAUUACUGUUAAUGCUAUAAUGCAUAUCACAUGUAUUACACAACAUUUUACUUGACUGCUCACAAGUACAUAUUUAUCAAAAUAGGUGUGUUAAUAAUCUGACCUGUAUAAUGUCCAAUCUGGUUUUCUCAUUUUAUCCAAGUGGUAAGAAGAAAACCAUAGCAGAAUAACUGAACAGUAAAGUAUACACAUCUCAAUAACACAGCUAUUGGUAUACCUACAUUUCCUACUUUUUUCACCUUUAGCGUUAAGGCACUUCCUGGUUUUGGGAAUUGGGUGACCAAUAUAGUAUCCAAUUUAAAUUGAGCAAAAAUUACAUGCACUCACUCACCACGCUGUCCCUGAAAUUGGCAUAUUCAAAUAGCUAGUCUGUGUGUUUUCAAUGUUGACCAGUGAUACUGUACUUUAAGGUUCCUGACUGUAUCUAGUUGUUAAGAUAUCCACCCCACAUGGCAAUGGCAACUGGUUCAGUGCUCUCUCUUUAACAGUGGUCUUUCUUUUUUGUUGUUGUGUUUUACAGUUAUUUUUCCUGGCUCAGCCAGUCCUGUAUACCAGGCCCCGCUGAAAAUACCACCCAACCGUUUUGUCUCCUGCAGCUAAAUUCUCUCCCCCAUGUGCCCUUUUUAAAUGAUUGUUUGUGUGUGUGUGUAUAUGUAUGUAUGUGUGUGUGUCUUCUGUAAAAAAUGUUACUUUUGCCAUUGUGUCUUGAUUAAGAUAUUGUAUGUUUUCUUUUUUAGGUAGCAAUGGCAACAUUGAGAUCUGAAACCAUAUAUAUGUAUAUAUUUUUUUUUUCUGAGCCCUAUGUUAGGCAAACAAGCUAAUAUAAUGUUGCCAAGUUGAUUUUACACUUAAUCAAAAGGCAUUGGUUCAUUUGUUGCAUAUUUGAUACAGUGACAGGUAAGGUUAUUGGGGAGCGUAGAUAUCACCUACCCAAAAUGUUAAUGCUAGCUAGGUUAUUUUUCUACUUAUUACUGUAUUGCUGGUAAGUAGUAGAAACUGUCAGACUGUGCAGUAUUCACUGUUGAUCUCCAACUCUCUGAAACUCUUUUUGUUUUGUGUAUCUCGAUUUUUCUCUGUGUGCUCCUUAGUAGUGAAGCCGCCAACGUGAGUCGCUUGUUCAAUCUAUAUGAAAAUUGAGAGCACACCCCACUGGAGAAGCCGCUGUGCUAGCUAACGUUUGGUUCAUGACUUAAAAAACACGUUCAGGUGUUAUCCCGGAGGAGGCUAAAGCUUUGUCACUGCUGGCGCCAGCAAAUGCUGUUGCAGGGAUUCUGCCCGGGGGAGGUCUCCUUCCAACACCAAACCCCAUGUCUAAUCCACAGGUAGGACUUCUCCCAACACCAAACCCCAUGUCCUAUCCACAGAUGGGUGGCAAUCCUUUCGGUGGUCCCUCCAUGGAUGCGAUGGCAGCGUUCGGGUUUCCAAACCCCAAUAUGAAUAUGAACCCCCAGUCUUUUCCUACUGACCAGCUUCUGAAGUUUAUGUCGCAGGUGGAUCCAAAAAUGAACCACAUGGGUGUAGGGAUGAACAUGAACAUAAACAUGAAUCCGGGCCUGAAGGCAGACUCCUCCAACAAAGAGAUAGAAGAGGCCAUGAAGAGGGUCAGAGAGGCCCAGUCACUAAUCUCUGCUGCCAUCGAGCCUGGGAACAAGGAGAGCAAGAGGAAGCACUCACGUUCCAGGUCCAGGUCUAGACGCAGAAGGUCCCGCUCUCGCUCCAGACACAGGCGUUCAAAGAGCAGGUCAAGGAGACGCUCGCACUCCAGGAGCAGGAGACGCUCCAAGAGCCCCCGAAGGAGGAGUGGGAGGUCCCACUCCAAAGACAGGAGCAGACCAUCACCAAGCAAAUCCAGGGAUAGGAAGAAAGAGGAGCGGGAUAAAAAGCGCUCUAAAACACCUCCGAAAAGCUACAGUACUGCCAGGAGGUCUCGCAGUAUCGAUCGAAGGCGGAGAAGGAGUCGCAGUGCCAGCCGAUCUCCUAAGAAAUCCCCCAAGAGGAAAGUCUCCAGGACUCCCUCUCCUAGAAGACAUAAGAAGGAGAAGAAGAGGGACAAGGAAAGAGAGAAGGACCGUGAGCGCAGGAGCGAUAAAGACCGCAGUCGGGAUGAACGGAAGGAAAAGAAAGAAAGGUGUAAAGACAAGGAAAGAGAAAGGGAGAAAACUGAUGGAGAGAAAGGAGAUGUGAAGAUGUCUUUGCAGGUCACCAGAGACUAUGAUGAGGAAGAGCAGGGCUACGACAGUGAGAAGGAGAGGGAGAGGCUGGACAAGAAGGAUUCCGACCAGGACUCCGGAGCCCAGUCUACUCACUCGGUGGAAGGCAAUGGCACUGGGUUUUCCAAAGUCAAUGGAGACGAUCAUCGCGAAGAGGACGACAUGGAUGUCAGUGAUUGAGUCACCCAAUAAUAGAGACAUAUGCAUAGAUCUCUAUGUACCCAACCCUCCAUUGUACCAAACCCUCCAUGCCCCAUUGAGCUUACUGUAUACAUGCUUCAAUCAACUCAACUCCAUCCCUCUUUAUCUCAAUUUAAUUGUUUGUUUUUCUUUUGGAUUGACUAGACAAAAUAGAUCAAUUAGAAGAUUAACUGAAAGAGUAACCUUAAGAUUUUUCUGUUUUGUCAUAAUUUUCUGUAUGUAUUAUAAUUAUUUUGUCCUAUUUUGUUGGUGAAAAAAGUAUGGUUGGUUGAAAGGUUGAUUGCUGUAAUUUGAAAGUGGAUACUAUUUGAUGUGUGCAACCUGCAACUUGAUUUUCUUUUUUUAAGCAUAUGGCUUACAUGAUGAUAAUGACAUUUGCGUAUCUAGUUUCUACACAUUGCUAGGAGCAGAAUCAGCCAGUUACACUGCUUGACAUUCACUAUGUCCAUUUUCAUCAGACAACAUGGCUGCUAUAUAGAACAGUUUGCUGUGGACUUAGCUUUUUAUUCUUGAGCGUCUGUACUGAAGUCGCCUCAAUAAAUUCACCAUCUACUAUUUUCUGUUACUCCUAUACGUGGUAUAUUGUGUUUAUAUCCCAUCCGUUAUUAUACGGAAGAUGUAUACUUAUACUGAGUCUUGUGGUGCUAUAAUAACCUGUCCAUAUCUCACCUAUUCACAAUACCCAGUAGAUCUAAUGCUUGUUGCUAUUCUUAUAAGUUUGUAUUGUUUUAUCAGUGAUGUUCUUUUUUAUGUACAAUAAAAACCUGGGAAAGA
Messenger RNA from Coregonus clupeaformis (lake whitefish), 3480 nucleotides. Its product is annotated as serine/arginine-rich splicing factor 11. Gene Ontology annotation, cellular component: nucleoplasm. Lineage: Eukaryota; Metazoa; Chordata; Actinopteri; Salmoniformes; Salmonidae. The record is from RefSeq and is a predicted model, not a curated record. Gene Ontology annotation, molecular function: RNA binding. The transcript has 12 exons. Bases 1603 to 2685 code for a protein of 360 amino acids.